AACAAAGGCGCCCACGACGUAUAGCACUGCAUAAAGGGCGUUUCACCUGUAAGAGUAAACAGCUUCCCCGCGCUUCCAUGAGCUCCGUCCCCUAUCUGAGUACCUGCAUCGCCACUUACCUGCCUAAAACUGAGUCACUCUCAACAAGACAGUCAUACCCGAGACCCAAGACAGCUGCUUCCAGUCACCAGUCACGCCUUCACCCAUUAUCGAGCUUAUUACUGCCUGCCGUAGCUGCCGUUUGUCGACCUCGUCAUUCACCCAUUCCUCCACCACCAAGCUCCCUAUCUAGCUCCCUACCAUACUCCAACGCACCCUCAGCCUACUCUUCCACCAACACACACCUCUUAUCAGCUAGGCCAGCCUACUAGAUAAUCGCCAUGGCUUCUGAACAGACCUACACCUGUGAUCUCCGCAGCGAUGCCAAGGAGUUCCGCCGUGACAAGGACAGCAGGGUGAAGUGGUCGAACGGACCUUCUUACGGCCCUGGGCGACGCGUCGAGGACGGUAAGCCUCGCCCUGCUCGCGUCUACCCGCACGUCAAGGCGUCCUACCCUGGCCCAAUGAAGGCUAGGACUGCUCUCAACAAGGACAUGAGCGUCGCUAGUGACGACUCGUCAGCAGACGAGGAAGUCGAGCAUCCAUCGACCGCCCCUGCGCCAGACGCCGAGGUCGCCUACUCGUACGAUGCCGAGCGAGGACCAACACAUGGCAGCCAGAUCCUCAACGUUGCCCUCGAGAAGGCCAUCGAGCGAUACGAGAUCCGUGAGACAGACAGGCUGAUCAAGAACGAGUACGAGGUGCUGGAUGCGGAUGGCGAGCUCCUAUCGCCAGCUCCAAAGAAGAGGCAUGUUGCGCCUGAGGAUGCCGAUUACGAGUUCGUCGACGCGUAACGCCUUCGAUCUCGCGGCGCCCAGUGUCUCUUCCAUCUUUGUUUCCUUCAGCGUUGAAUUUGCAUACACUUGACCGGCGUUUCUCCUUACAUUUCACUGGCUCAUCGCCAUCUCUAUAUCAACCACUGGUUUGACGUGUUUCAUCUGCAUUGUACGGUCUAUGGCAUCAAUAGGUGAGCGUACGGCGCUUUCUUAGGACUUGAGCAGCCCUAUACCACGCUGGCUUGCUUCGAGAUGGUUACUUCAUUAUUCGGUUAUGGCAGGUUGGUUGUCGGAACAUCCUUGUCAAUCUGUCAGUGGACUUGGUCCGCGCAUUCAGUACCAUGGUACAUCCUACUAGUCAGGGCUAAUGCGAAUACCGAGUUGCAUGAAUUCAUGCUUCUCAAAUCUGGA
Didymella exigua CBS 183.55 is the source of this 1286-nucleotide messenger RNA. RefSeq lists its product as uncharacterized. The transcript has 2 exons. Lineage: Eukaryota; Fungi; Ascomycota; Dothideomycetes; Pleosporales; Didymellaceae. Bases 381 to 893 code for a protein of 170 amino acids. The record is from RefSeq and is a predicted model, not a curated record.